AUGAUGGAAAGAUUAGAGGAUGCUAAUAUUAAAGUAAGAAGGAGACUUAAAGCAGAUGAAGGAGAAGGUGAUGUAGCAGUAGGUGAUGAUGAUGAAGAAAAGGAAAGGAGAAAUAACAGUGAUCGAUCAAGGAAGGAACAUCAGCAGAGGACAGAUAACCGUGGCCAGGCAAGUGAAGACCUUUCACAAAGGAGAGGUAAUGGUGAUCGGUCAAGGAAGGAACGUCAGCAGAGGACAGAUAACCGUGGCCGGGCAAGUGAAGACCUUUCGCAAAGGAGAGGUAAUGGUGAUCGGUCAAGGAAGGAACGUCAGCAGAGGACAGAUAACCGUGGCUGGGCAAGUGAAGACCUUUCGCAAAGGAGAGGUAAUGGUGACCGGUCAAGGAAGGAACAUCAGCAGAGGACAGAUAACCCUGAUCGAUCAAGAUAUAAACAUCAACACAGGACAGAGAGCCGUGGUCAGUCAAGUGAAGACCUUCAGCAAUUGACAGAUACCCAUGGUUGGUUAAUAGAAGAAAUUCCUGGCAGGAGAGACUGGAAUGUGGAAAAAGAGGAACAUGUGGAUGUGUACAUGGAUGAAUAUGUGAAUGAAAGUGAAGAGUAUGCUCUGGCCUAUGAGGAGUAUUUGGAGUAUAGAGAUGAUGACAGAACAAGUUUUAGUAGUGCAAGGAACAGCAGUGUGAGAAUGAGGAGGGAUGAGGAUGGAAGGCAACAAAGUUUUGAAGAUCAAAUGUACAGAGUGCCUGUCUUUGUUGAAGAUGAUGGAUAUUUUGAUGAAGGGAAUGAAUUCUUUGUUGAAGAAGAAAUUGAAGGAUUUAUACAUAGUGAGAGGGUGGUUGAGGUGGUGAAAUAUGAUGAUGAGCAUGAAGGAGCUUUCAACAUAGCCUGGUCUGAAAGUGCUCAUCAGGAUGGCAGGAUAUUACCAGGAGCAGGGAGUAGCUUGGGCAGAGAGGGUCGAAGAUUAGACAGAUAUAGAGGAUUCCCAAAUCAACAUGACAGCUUCAAGAGAGACAACUCCGUGACAAGAGGAAGUCAGGGACGAAGAUCCAGAGCAUAUAGUAAAAGUUCCAGUGCACAUAAAUCAGUGAGACGGCGUGGUGAAAAAAGAAACAGAGGUCGGGAGAUUCCAAAACACACUGAGCAUGUCAGAAAAGAUGAUUCAAUGAAAAGAGAUCAAAAGGAAUUUGUUGAUGAUGGUACCACAAAAUCUCAAAAGAUGCAUAGCAAAAAGAUUGAUGACAGAGAUUACCAGAGAAACUUGAGAAAUCGAUCCUUGAGAGACAAGGCUAGCAGAUCCAAGACAAAGAGUCAGUACUUGAAGAAAGAAGGCGUUGACACAAAGAAUAAGGACCAGAUGAGCAGUAAUAACAAGAAGAAAAGGAAGAGUGAAAAGACAGAGGGGAAUAUAUUUGAGCGGAAACAGGAUGACAUCAGUGAUGGAGUUCCCAGUGGAGAUGAUAGCAUCUGUGAACUUGACAUGGAUGACGUUGAUAUGGGUGACUUUUUUGUCAUGGAUGAAGUGUGAAUUUGAAGGUCUGCUGAUCAUCAUUAUGAAGUUAUAUGUUUUCACACGAAGCAGAUGUCUUUAGCCAUUGCUCAGCAGGGCCAAUAUCAGCAAGGGAGAUGUCAGUUGAGAUGGUAGCCUCUGUGAUUUGACAUGGUGUCUUUGGUGUCAUGGAUGGUGUGUGGAUUGGAAA
Molecule: messenger RNA, 1696 nt
Organism: Haliotis rubra (blacklip abalone)
Lineage: Eukaryota; Metazoa; Mollusca; Gastropoda; Lepetellida; Haliotidae
Product: DEAD-box ATP-dependent RNA helicase 42-like
Exons: 4
Coding region: 1-1524 (507 amino acids)
Source: RefSeq, a predicted model, not a curated record